UGUCAGCAUCGCGGUGCGCAUGCGCCGCUCCGAGUUCAGGGUGGGAGCCAGCCCAGCUAGCUGUUAGCAACGAAAGCUAGCAGGCGGAGCGUGUAAUGGCGGCCUCGGUGUUGCUGGGGUCUGCGGACGGAUCCAGGCUUAAUUUCAUCCCCGGAGGCGGCGGCGGCUGCGAGAAUGCGGCAGUCGGGAACUCUAACGGACUGGGCCCACCCGGGCCGGCGCCCUGGAACCGCUCUGUGGACCGCGCGCUGGACGAAGCGUCGGUGACCGGCUGCCUGAACCUCAGCGGCAGGAAGCUGAAGGAGUUUCCUCGGAGCUCCAACAACCACGACCUGACGGACACCACCAGGGCCGAUCUGUCCCGGAACCGUCUGUCCGAGCUCCCUCUGGAGGUCUGCGUCUUCGUGUCUCUGGAGAGUCUGAACCUCUACCAGAACUGUCUGCGCUCUCUUCCGGACAGCCUGCUGAACCUGCAGGCCCUGACCUACCUGAACCUCAGCCGGAACCAGCUGUCCUUCCUCCCCCCGGUGGUCUGCAGCCUCCCCCUGAAAGUCCUGAUCGCCUCCAACAACAAGUUGGGGUGUCUGCCGGAGCAGCUGGGGCAGCUGAGACACCUCACCGAGCUGGACGUGAGCUGCAACGAGAUCCAGACCUUACCGGCUCAAGUGGGCCAGCUGGAGGCCCUGAGGGACCUGAACGUCAGGAGGAACCACCUGAUCAGGCUGCCGGCAGAACUGGCAGGACUUCCUCUGGUGCGCCUGGACUUCUCCUGCAACAAGGUGACGUCUAUCCCUGUCUGCUAUCGCCAUCUCACCCAGCUGCAAGCCAUCGUCCUGGACAACAACCCGCUGCAGACCCCGCCCGCUCAGAUUUGCAUCAAAGGAAAGGUCCACAUUUUCAAGUACCUGAACUUGGAGGCAAGCAAGACCACAUCGGAGCCGGCGGAGUACGAGAGACGGCCGCUGACCACCUGCUUGGAUGAACCGUAUCCCGGAUGUCCGUACGGAGCGCUGGACUCCGGCUUUAACAGCGUCGACAGUGGAGACAAGAGAUGGCUGGGCAAUGAGCCUGCAGAGGAAGCGUGGGAGACCAGCCGAGACCCCAGACACAGAGGAGGAGGAGCUCUGCUUCCCAACGGCACCGCAAACGUGGAGACGGAGCAGAUCGACUUCAUCGACAGCUACAUGGAGGAAGACGAGGAAAAGAAGAGCCGCAGCAGCCUCAGCUCACAGUUCAUGGCGUACAUCGAGAAGCGCAUCACCAGAGAGGGGUCUCCCGUGAAAAACAGCCGGACUGAAGACGCCAGAAGACCCAGCAGAUCCUCCAGGACGGCUGCUGAUGGUGUUGCACCACCCUCCAGCCCCUGCAGUCAGAAAGGGGUGGUUGGUCCUGGGGGGGUAGAGAGGAUGAGGAGGGAGGCCCAGCUUGCUGCUCUGAGGUACGAAGAGGAGAGGCAGAGGAACCGUCCUUUUCAGAGUGAAGGCGUUGGCACAAACACCAAGCACAAACCUGCCCACAGCCCAACGAAGCCCAGUGCAGAAGUGGAGAAUGCUUUCCCUUCAAGACGCUCCACCCACACAGAUGAUUCCGCCCUGUUCAUGGGUGAAGACAGAGCCACGCUGUCUCCCACAGACAAUCAGUCGCAUUCGUACCUCGCUGCAGUGGGCGUGGCCUACUGCAGAGGGGCCAGCUUGAGACCAGAAAGCUUCUUGUUUCGCCUCAGCCAGAAGGAGGAGAAGAAAAGAGAGAACAUGAAAUCUCCUCAAAGUCAGGACGAGGCUCCUGCGGCUCCUAGUCUGGAGGGAGAGGAGGUGGAGCUGGUGGAGCAGCUGCGGAAGAACAUUGAGGCUCGCCUUAAGGUGUCCUUACCCAGCGACCUGGGAGCGGCUCUGACUGACGGGGUGGUCCUAUGUCACCUGGCCAAUCACGUGAGACCGCGCUCAGUCCCCAGCAUCCACGUCCCCUCCCCCGCUGUGCCCAAACUCACCAUGGCCAAAUGCCGACGCAACGUGGAGAACUUCCUGGAGGCGUGUCGCAGGAUCGGCGUUCCACAGAACCAGCUGUGUCUUCCUCUGCACAUCCUGGAGCAGCGGGGGCUCGCACAGGUGGCCGCCACCGUUGGCGCCCUGCUCAACCUGGCCCCUCCCAGACCGUCUGCCACGCCGACAGCCACGCCCCCCGGGCCUUCCGUCACCAUUUAGGCCUGUGCACGCGCUCAGUGCGUCUCCGUCAGCUGCGGGGGCCCAGAGAUGUCAUCGGGGAGGAGACACACCUGCUCCGGCUUCUCACUGCCAUAACCUGUGUUCUCCUGCUGGGGGGUCAGCAUGGGGGGUGGGGGCCCAAAACACUAAAGCUUUGUUCUGAUUGGCCCGGAUGCAGACACUCACCAAAACGUGUGUUCUGAUCUUAGUCACGUCUGGUGGUUUUAGCCCCGCCCCUUUUUAAUCAUUUUAUUUAUUCUGAGAUUUUUAUCUGAGGAGUUUAGAGUCGGAGCAGAACUCUGACUCCAGAACCAUUCCGUCUGAGAGAACCGCAUCUGGAUCUGAUGGGGGCACCGCCUACAGGUCACAUGACCUUUCAUCCUGCAGGAGGAAGGCCCGGUUCCGCCUGCGGGUUCUGUCAGUCGGGUCAUGGGCCGGCCGCUCCCGCACAGACGGGUUUGAAACAAACAAACUGAGAAUCAAACGUUGCAGCUUUUGCACAAAAUAACCAGGACUUUACAAAUGAUUUAUUUAUAGUUUACGGCAUCUAAGGGAUGUAAAAAAGAGAAAAGUGAAAAUAUCACUCAGGAUUUUAUAGAAUGAGCUCAAAGCUGAAAAUAUUUCAUGCUAUUAAACUUUAAAUAUUUUUACCUAAGCCUUGAAAAUGGUGUUCAGGAGCUUUUGUUAUGUUUGAAGCUUAUUUAUUAACUACAAUGAAAAGUUAAACCACUUUAAAGACGGAAACACUAAAGAAGCAGCGAGGAACGACAACGCUGGGGACGGACGCCACGCGUUAGCGUCCCGUGAAGAACGCCUGCCUUUCAGCUGUGAUGACGAGCUAGCAUUAGCCGGGCUAGCUCGUCAUCACAGCUGACCUUUAGCUGGCUUAAGCCACCCCCACCUGUCUGGGCUCAGGUUCGUGUCUCCAUCAGAUCCAGGACCGUGACCCGGGGGGGGGGGGGGGGGGGGGCGGUGACCCAUCACCACUGAUGUAAACACUAAAGCUGAGUCCUCACAGGACGACUGCUGCUGCAUGAUGGGAUGACACGUGUAAAUAUUUACAUAUCUGUGUAUGUUGUACAUAUGAGACUGAUGCUUUCCUGUUGCUAUGGAGACCAGGCUUCCUUGUCGCCAUAGUGACUGGUCCAGAGAGACUUUCUCCUGUUUACUUUCUUCUGCAACUUCAAAUGAAAUAAAGACGACUGUUGAAACUC
Oryzias latipes (Japanese medaka) is the source of this 3415-nucleotide messenger RNA. The record is from RefSeq and is a predicted model, not a curated record. Lineage: Eukaryota; Metazoa; Chordata; Actinopteri; Beloniformes; Adrianichthyidae.